Messenger RNA from Equus caballus (horse), 10442 nucleotides. RefSeq names its product post-GPI attachment to proteins inositol deacylase 1 (gene PGAP1). Gene Ontology annotation, biological process: endoplasmic reticulum to Golgi vesicle-mediated transport; GPI anchor metabolic process. Gene Ontology annotation, cellular component: endoplasmic reticulum. The record is from RefSeq and is a predicted model, not a curated record. Gene Ontology annotation, molecular function: phosphatidylinositol deacylase activity. NCBI's taxonomy places the organism in Eukaryota, Metazoa, Chordata, Mammalia, Perissodactyla, Equidae.
CGGCGCAGGCGCGCGCGGCUCGGGCUGCGCUCCGCGAGGGCGGCCGGGCGUCCCUCUGCUGGCUCAGUCCGGGCUCCGGGCCCCGCGGCGGCGGCGGCACCAUGUUCCUCCACUCGGUCAACCUCUGGAACCUGGCGUUUUACGCCCUCAUGGUCUUCAUGGCCACCCUGGGGCUGUGGGACGUCUUCUUCGGCUUCGAGGAGAACAAGUGCAGUAUGAGCUACAUGUUUGAGUACCCGGAGUAUCAGAAAAUAGAACUUCCAAAGAAACUGGCAAAACGCUAUCCUGCAUAUGAAUUAUAUCUUUACGGAGAAGGAUCCUAUGCUGAAGAACACAAAAGUCUCCCUUUGACAGGUAUUCCAGUUCUCUUUCUUCCAGGUAACGCUGGAAGUUAUAAGCAAGUUCGUUCUAUUGGCUCUAUUGCACUUAGAAAAGCAGAAGACAUUGACUUCAAGUACCACUUCGACUUCUUUAGUGUGAAUUUCAAUGAAGAAUUGGUGGCACUGUAUGGUGGAAGUCUUCAGAAGCAGACCAAGUUUGUACAUGAGUGCAUUAAAACAAUUCUCAAACUCUAUAAGGGUCAAGAAUUUGCUCCAAAAAGUGUGGCAAUAAUUGGUCAUUCUAUGGGCGGCCUUGUUGCAAGAGCAUUGCUUACACUAAAAAAUUUUAAACAAGAUCUGAUAAAUCUCCUUAUUACACAAGCCACACCUCAUGUUGCUCCUGUGAUGCCAUUAGAUCGUUUUAUUACGGAUUUUUAUAUGACUGUAAACAAUUAUUGGAUUCUAAAUGCUAGACACAUAAAUUUGACCACGCUUUCUGUAGCUGGAGGAUUCCGGGAUUACCAAGUUCGUUCAGGACUGACUUUUCUGCCAAAAUUAAGCCAUCAUACCAGUGCCUUAUCUGUUGUGAGUUCAGCAGUGCCUAAGACCUGGGUCUCAACUGACCACCUCUCCAUCGUGUGGUGUAAACAGUUGCAAUUGACUACAAUUCGAGCGUUCUUUGAUCUUAUUGAUGCUGAUACUAAACAAAUAACUCAAAAUCCUAAGAAGAAAUUGUCAGUAUUGAAUCACCACUUUAUAAGACACCCAGCAAAACACUUUGAGGAAAACCCAGCAAUAAUUUCUGACUUAACAGGAACAUCUAUGUGGGUUCCAGUAAAAGUGUCCAAAUGGACGUAUGUGGCUUACAACGAGUCUGAUAAGAUCUAUUUUACAUUUCCUCUUGCAAAUCAUAGAAAAAUCUACACUCAUGUUUAUUGUCAGAGCACCAUGCUGGAUACAAAUAGUUGGAUUUUUGGCUGCAUAAACAGCACGUCUAUGUGCCGGCAAGGAGUUGAUCUAUCAUGGAAAGCUGAAUUACUGCCAACAAUUAAGUCUCUGACGUUAAGACUUCAAGACUAUCCAUCUUUGUCUCAUCUUGUUGUUUAUGUACCAUCUAUUCAUGGAAGUAAGUUUGUUGUAGAUUGCGAAUUCUUUAAAAAAGAGACGAGAUCCAUACAGCUGCCUGUAACUCAUCUGUUUUCCUUUGGAUUGUCAUCAAGGAAAGUAAUAUUAAAUACAAGCGGCCUGUUCUAUAAUAUAGAGCUCCUGAACUUUGGACAGAUAUACCAAGCUUUUAAAAUCAACGUAGUAAGCAAGUGCUCAAGUGUCAAAGAAGAAAUAACUAGUAUCUAUAAACUUCAUAUUCCCUGGUCUUAUGAAGAUUCACUAACCAUUGCACAGGCACCGUCCUCCACAGAAAUUUCUCUGAAACUGCAUAUUGCUCAACCAGAAAAUGAUAGCCAUGUAGCAUUAUUAAAAAUGUACACAUCAUCAGACUGUCAGUAUGAGGUGACGGUUAAGACUUCCUUUUCACAAAUACUUGGACAGGUGGUUCGAUUUCAUGGUGGAGCUCUUCCAGCGUAUGUCAUAUCUAGUAUCCUUCUUGCCUAUGGAGGACAGUUAUACUCUCUUUUCUCAACAGGUCAUUGCUUAGAAUACGCUGCUAUGUUGGAUAAAGAAGCCAAACCAUACAAAGUUGAUCCUUUUGUAAUUAUGAUUAAGUUUCUGUUGGGGUAUAAAUGGUUUAAAGAAUUAUGGGAUGUAUUGUUGUUACCAGAAUUGGAUGCCAUCGUUUUAACUAGUCAGAGUAUGUGCUUCCCUCUUGUGUCCUUGAUUCUCUUUCUGUUUGGAACAUGUACUGCCUACUGGGGUGGCCUCCUCUCGUCCACAUCUGUGAGACUCCUUUCUUCCUUGUGGCUCGCUUUGAAAAGGCCCUCUGAACUUCCUAAAGAUAUCAAGAUGAUAUCGGCAGACUUGCCCUUUUUAACAGUUGUUUUGAUCAUAGUUAGUUGGACGACUUGCGGAGCGUUUGCCAUACUGCUUACUUAUCUUUACUAUGUGUUUAAGAUUGUUCAUCUGCAAGCCAGCCUAACUUCUUAUAAAAAUAGCCAGACUGUGAAUCCCAAACACUCUAGAAGAAGUGAAAAGAAGUGCAGUCAGCAUAAAGACUCUGCAGCGCACCAUCGUCGUUUAUCUGCCGGUGACGCUGAGGACAGCAUCCGCAUGCACAGUACUGUGAUCAACCUGCUCACGUGGGUUGUGUUACUCAGCAUGCCGUCUUUAAUUUAUUGGUUAAAGAAUCUUAGGUAUUACUUUAAACUUAAUCCUGAUCCAUGUAAACCUUUGGCAUUUAUCCUUAUUCCAACUAUGGCAAUUCUUGGAAAUACUUACACUGUUUCAAUAAAAUCAAGUAAAUUGUUGAAGACUACGUCACAAUUUCCACUUCCUCUGGCUGUUGGUGUGAUUGCUUUUGGGUCAGCCCAUUUAUACAGGGUUCCAUGCUUUGUCUUCAUUCCUCUUUUACUCCAUGCGUUAUGCAACUUUAUGUAAGAUUGGAUUUAAGGAAUGAUAAAGAUGAUUUAUGCCUUUAGGGCCAGUAAUAAGAGGGAACGCACAGAUCCAUCAAUGUGGACAGCAAGAUCUUUUGGAGAAGACAAGUCUAUUUUUACAAUAUUGGAAAUAGGAAAUUAGUUUUGUAAUGCUUGAGGAAAGUAGUUGAAGCAUGGUUUUGUUUUGUGGUAUGGCAUCUGUGUACAAGUCAUUUUGGAAAAUUUAGUAAAAGGAUGCAGUGGCCGCUCUCUGAGGACACCUCUGCAUAUCAGCUUGUCUGCUCGAUUGGCCAUACCAGGGAUCUUCUCCUAAAUGCUCAGUAAAUGUAGCAUUGCUUGUAAUUUCACCUCAGGCAUUCUGCUCAUUUCAUCAAACAUUGUUCUGAAAAGUGGGUUACUUUGUAUUUGCUACAGUAUACUUAUUCUGAAAUACAUCUUAAAAGAUUGAUGAAAUUCACAACUGUUUGGUUUCUCAAAAAUGAAAUAGCCACUACGAGUCUUUGGCAGCCUCAGUGAACAAAGCAGAUCUUUUUUCUUCUUACAUCUAUGAAAAUAUAACCUUUAAUUCUAAGCAGACAUGUUUUCUUGGUAACAGUACAAGAUUGAUGGACGGAAACAUAAUUCAAAUUCAAAACUUAAUGAAAUUUUCUUAUUACUUUUCAAAUAUAAAUCUUAUUUUGUCCUUGGCGAAUAUCAGGAGACUAUUAAAGAGAUUUAUUGUUAAAUUUAAAGAAAAUUCUCGUAAAUAUUUACCUACUGUCAUUGAGCAGUUCAGUUGUUCAGUCUAUAUCAUUUUACUUAAUUCAUUGACCCCCGUGGCUUACAAAAGUGCCUCAGGUCAUGAUGGAUUGUUAAAAUAACUAAAUUCUGGUGGUCAGGAAAAACUCUAGGUAUGCACAGUUUUUGUCUGUUGUGGAAAAUAACAUGAUCAAGUGCAAUACCACCUUUGAUGUAUAAAAUUAUACAAUAAAUAGAACAAAUAUAAACAUAAAUUGGAGGCUUAGCCACUAAGUGGAAUCUUAAUUUGCCGUGGUGAUUACUGUUUGGCAGAUAAGAGUAAUGUUUCUAUGUCAUUUGAGAUUUCAGCUCAGCUUUAGCUACAAAAGAGUAGCAAGUAGGUAAUGGAGCUAGGCAGCUUUGCCUUAAACUAGCAUAAACUCAGGCUGAGGCAUACCUGGCUCAUGAAGUCCUUCCUUUAGAUGUGGAUGCUGUGAAUACCCAAACCUCCAAAUCAAAGUCCUUGAGUCCCAGUAAUUCUGCAUUUGCUCCUGUAAACUUGUAUCCUUGUUAGUGCCCAGGAUGUCCUAGAAUACCAGGUUCCUUCUGUCUGCCACUGCAUCUGGAUUCCUUUACAACCUCUCAGCUGUUACUGUCUGUAGAGGGUUCCCCCACUUCUCUUCUCACUCGUUCCUUAGGUCCUUGCUGUUUUGGCAUCAGUUGAAGCCGUUCUUGCUGUCAUCUCUGAGGGUUUAAGUUUGUUUGAUUUCCUUGUCAUCUUUCCCAACUUCCUGCCUGUUGUUCAGUAUUCAUGCUUUCACUUACUGAGACAUUAAAGGGAAGUAGUAACCUCAUACUAGAUAUGGCAGACAUACCAGGCUCUUGUUUGUUUGAGGGACGUAGCAAAAGGGAUAAAAUACAAAAUGAUCGUGUGUUCAGUAUCUAAAAGGAAAGAGAAUUUAUUAGAAUAUAGACUUAUCCCAUGGCAUACCACAUAUAUAUUUAAAUAAGGACGCGUCUGCCUGUGUUUAGCUAUGCAUAUACUCAUAAACAACUUUUGUACAUGUGGUAUCUUUUGUUUUUUCCGUGAUAUUAUAGUUGUAUUUCAAAUUACAGGUUAAAUGUGUCAUUCAGCUCUUUCUGAAUUUGAAUUUAGGUCUGUAUACAGAAAGAACUUUAGAAAAUUCAUUAAUUCGGAUCUUCUAUUGACAGCCAUAAUCAUUGUGUUUAUGUGAUCUAAAGUCUCAUUAUUUAGUCAGUAUUGCUCAUGAAUAAAAUGUAACAAGCUUAAAUUUCUCAUUUGUGAAUAAUACAUUAGCUUUUAAAAGCAGCAGACUAGACACACUAGUUCUAUAUUUUCAUGAGUGUAGUUAACAUCAAGUCCUAAAGUCUUAUUUAUUCCAACAAAAUAUUUCAUUUUAGGACUGUAAAACAGAUUCUAAUUAAACAUUUUAGAAGCAACAUUAGGUUGGAUCUUUAGCCAUCAUAUGCAUAUAGAUAUAUAAAGGCAUGUAUGUAUACUUACAUUUUGACGGGGUCUUCAUCAAGUCCUGAUGCACUUUAAACCCAGAUAACCACCAGAGAUGAGAAGGUAGGCUCUGUCUGAAGAUGAGCCAAACUAAUGUUUCUGUCACUUGAGAAAAGGAAAAGUCCUUUUGCCUUUAAAUUACACAUUGUUUCUGUCAUGCUUACAACCUAUAUUAUUAGCUGCUAAAACAGCACAGGUUUAUUAGCAAUGUUACUAAAAAUGAAAUUGUUUAUUGGUAGUUAGGAUUAUCUAGUUCAGCAGACUUCUGAGCUCUACUGUUACAACAUUUUUAUUUAGAAUUUGUUGAGUUUUGAGUAAGUUUUGUGCUUAUAGAAGUUACUCCUGGGCCCUGUUGUUGAUAACUGGAUCAAGCGUAGACUGGGCAGAAAAACAGUGAGUGCUUUCAGUGUUUCUGAAGCCCCCUGCUCUGGAGUCACGACUCUUAUAAUUUGGAACUGAUACUAUGAUAGAAAUCAUUAAUACUCAUUUUUCUAGAUCCUUUUUGUCCCGGAAAUUAAACAGGUUCUGCUAACUCUUUUCUUGGUUGUCACCAGAGUGAAAAUAUUCAAAAUAGCAGUCCUAGAAAAGCCAUUUGUGCCUGGUUAACAUUGAUUUUGGAUCUCUCAAUGUAUAUUGAUCAUGUAUUGAUUAAUUUUUUUUAUUAUUUUGGUUAGAUGAAUUCAGAUGUAUGUAAUGGAUACCUUUUCUUGAUUGAACUACAGUGUGAUGUCUACAGGAGUAUACAGUAAGGAAAAAGAAAGAACUAUAGUAGGCCUAGCAAAUGUUUGUUGUUGAUGAUCCUGUCACUCAUGCAGGUGGUGCGUGUUUCCACCACACACAUGCUUAUAUGGUGCAGAUUACGUGAUUUGUUCAUUAUCUAGUUCCUGUGCUUUUCUUAACUCUUCAGACUUUCCGUUUAUAGCCUACUUUGUUCAUUUCACCUCAUUGCUCAUUAGCACCUGUUCCAGAAGGUGAUCAAGGGAAGUAAAAGGAGAGAAAGCUCAAUUUUCAGUUUAGUUCUUGAAAGCUCUGGUGAGAAUGAGGGAAAAACAAAGAUUAUGAGAUAAACUAGGGCUGUUGCUUCCUGAAUCCCAGAUAAUUCAGUUGGCCUGUAUUUUCAUCUUAGGCAUUAAGUCUAAAUUAGUAUAAUGUCUUGCUUUAUUGUGAGGUUUAAUGCAAAACUUUACAGUGCUGAAUUUGCAAUUUUAGUAACUUGUUAUUAAAAUCAGUUGAGAAAAAUCAAAAAAAUGUGUUGGGACCUUCUAUGACUAGGCAUUUGUUGGUUAUUUUUCAUCAUCACUUUUUGUUUUCUCAGUGUUUUAGAUUUAUAUAGCUGCACAUAUAUAUCAGAGGAAACAAGAUAUCUUGUGAAGUUUUUUGGGGAAAGUCAAUUUGGAGAGCAUGACACUCCCCAGGGUAAAGGAAGCAAUAAAAAUAUCUUUGUGUUAUAAAAUUAGACCCUGGCAGAAAACUUCCUUGCCACAUAAGGUAAAUGUAUAAGAUAGUUUUACAAAAUAGUAAGAUGAUUGGGAGCUGAAACUUUAUCCCAGUCUUUUUGAACAAAGGACAACAUUUCAAGUUCUGUGAAGGACUUUUAUUUAUACAUAUUACUCAUGCAUUCUUUCACAGUAGGUUUUAACAGGCUGAGGAAACAGAAAGUCUGUGAGGCUGCUUGUGUUCUUUGCUUUUAAUAAGGAUGAUAGGAGGGAAAAGUCAGGUCAGUACUCCAAAUCCGGAUAUGUGUACUGUAAAUGCUCAAGAAUUCACUUUUUUUUUGGAUACAUUAUAUUAUGAGUACAAAUGACUGAAUUUUGUAUAUUAACUUAGUUUUAAGAAUGAAAUAAAAUUUAGAAGUAGUGAGACUGGACUAUUAUUUCAUUAAUAGUAUAAAUGUAAAAGUACACCUGAAUUGAUAACAUAAUUUUCAAAAGUUCGAUGAUAUUCUAAGCUACAUCUUGAUUACAUUGUCUAUAGCUGAAAAUUUUUAAAUCAAAUACAGUACUUUCUAAAAGUGUUUGGCAUGUUGUGCUGCAAAAAAUGACUAUGUUUUGAAAUACCAAGUAACCAGUUAAUUUCUGAUGACUUUGUAUAGGACUUGAUAUAUAUGAGUCAGAAUUAUUCUGUACAUUGUAACUUUGAAGACUUAUGAAAAACUGUCGAUGUAUUUUGAUUAAUUAGUGUAAAUUUGUUUGCAUAUUUGAAUCCUAGUCUUAGUUUAGGACGUCUAAAAUAGCCAUUUUUGUAAAGUUCAUAUGCUAUUUUUUUUAAUGUUAUUUUGGGUUUUAGUAUUUAUAUAGUAGUAAUGUUACCAGUAAAAGAUUUAUAGACAAAGCAUAGAACUAUUAACUAUUCAAAAGCCUAAAAGAUAGGCACAUUUUGUAUUUCAUGUUGCACCUGUUAUGUUUCAUACUGGACUUUUUACAUCCCUUUUUUAGGAAAAAAACACAUUUGAGUUUUUUUAGCAUAAAACUCUACAUUGGAAAAGAUAACUGUAUUCAUAUGGUUAGCAAAACACACUUUGCCACCAAAGCUAAAUGAAACUGUAAAAUACCUCCAGAUAUUUGUGCCAAUGAACUUUUCUUAGCAUAUUGGGAUUAAAGCAAAAAUACUCUUUUCAGUAUUUUUCAUCUAGGACUUAUAUUAAAUAUGUAAAUCAUUAAAACUUAUAGUCACUACCCUAAUUUUUCUUUACAAAUAUAUAAGGCUUAUAGUGCAGGCUUAUAUAUAGGCUUAUAUUCUAUUUUGCCUGAUUUCUGGAAUAAUAUUCUCUGAUUUUAUUAAGUAAAAGGUAAUUACCCAAUAAUGAUCUUUCAGUAAUUAAUUGAAGUAAUCAUUUGAAGUAAUCCUGCUUCAGAUUCAUUCUGUGCUGUAAAAAUUGAAAUUUUGUUGCUCAGAUCAUUUUUGGUACAUGUCUCAUUUAUGUAAUAGAAAGUUUACUGUGGAGUUUCUUUUUUUCCUGUGUGUUUUCAUUCAGUCUGCAUAAGUCACAUGUUUCAUAGGAGGAAAUUAUCCACCAGAACCUAACAUAGUGCAGUUAAGUGAACAUUUUAAAAUGCAUAUCUUAAAGGAAAAUAUUAUAAAACAAUCAAGAUGUUAAUGCUAAAGUGUUAACAUUGCUGUGGUGUUGUACUCAUGAGAGAAAAGUAGAAAUAUGAUAGAAACUGUUGUGUGUUUCUGGUUGAAAUUCUUUAAUUUCUCCACCAUAGAAAUUCUCAAAGGGAAUUUCAGUCCCUCAUAGUGUAGUUUUCCCCACCAUUUAAGGUCAGUGAACUGUUUCUCUGCCCAGAAGUGUGAUGCAGUUUGCAUAAGUAGCCUUGAAGGAAAGAGGCAGCAGAGAAAGCCGAAUAGUAAAAUGUUUGGCCUUGAUUUAGUGACAGUUUAUCCAAUUAUCUGAUGGGCACAGUGGACGAUAUGAGGACAAAGAUGGUAUAUAAAUGUACAAGACCUAAAAAUUCACUGAACGUUGUUUCUUAGAAUGAAUUUGUCCUUUGUGUUGAAUAAUUUUAUGCGAAGUAGGAGAUACCUGUGUUUAACAUAACCGUGCUUUCUACGUAAUCAAAUAUGUAUUUGUUAGAAAGUUGGUAGAAAUAACCUUCUCUUUCUCCACUGUGGAGGAGAAAAAACCUCCAAUUUUUAGUGUAUAUAAAUUAGGAAAUUGUAUUGUGUAUUUACAUUUUAAAAAAUAUAAAAAUGACUUAAAUAUAUUAUUUUGAAGUGAUUGUAUUACAGUUUCUUAAACAUAGGACUAACUAUAAAUGUAGCAGCGUACCCAUGAGAAACCAGACCAAAAUUGAAUGCAUAUAAUCACUGUGACCUUGAACUUAUAGUCGUUUGGGAUAAAACAGACUGUGCCUUAAAAUGAUGAAGGAAUGCCCUGCAAUUUUAUAACUGUAUAUUUUAUUAUGGGUGGUCUUCUCAAAUUGGCCCCAAAACCUUUACUUUGAGGUUGGUGAAAUAAAAGUUUAAAAUGAAAGUUGACCAGUAUUUCCCUUAGUGUUUGCAGAACCAUUGCUCUAGAGGCCUCCCUUAGUUUCCAGGGUUCUCAUUCGAAUUAAAAAUGUCUUACACCUUAUAGACAUAGAAAAUUAAGUUUGGCUAAAAUUUCUGAAAAUAAAUUUAUUUUAACAGCAGGUGGUGGCACUUCUGUUCUGAACUUUUUGCACAUGGAAAAAAUUAAUCUUCGAAUGUAAUUGUUUGUCUUUUAAUGAAUAAUCUAUCAAAAGCACGUAUUCUUCCCUAAGACCUAUACUUGUUUUUCCUCAGAUUAUCAAGGCUUGUAUUUGUAUAUCAAAUAAAGUUAGUUUACCCGAUAAUUAUUUUUCCAUAAUUAAACUCGGAUUCAUGUAGUAUAUUUUAAAAUAUUAUUUUCCAUUUUUCUUUUUUUCUUUUUCCUUCUUAAUUAUUUUUAAGGUAUCAAGAGAGAACUGGCUCCACUCUGGGGGGCUUUUUUUAAUGUAAAGACUUGCAUUUUUACUCUGCUUAUUUGAAAUAAUGGAUAUAAUUUCUAUUAAAACAAAUUAUUUCAUCCGUAGGACAUUCAUGGUCUCUGCUAAAAGCCAUCCACAUCUCUGUAUACUCAGAAUUUGUUGUAUGUUUUUCAAUAUCAACUUUGGACAUAAACUCAACACCUGUCUUUCUUCCUAUUUCAUCUCCACUACCUCCCUCCAAAGUCAAAAAUACAGGUUUCUCUAAAAAUAUGUUGAAAGAGAACAUGUCUUUCCUUAAAGUAUGGUCAAAUUGAGAUGGAAGUAGUUUGGGCAAGGGUAUGUAAUAAAAUACAUGGCUGUCUUCUGCAUCAGUUUUUAUAUUAUAGUUAAAAGUUUCUAGAGAACAAACAAUUUGUUAUGCUGAGGUAGACUCAGUAAUCAUUUAUUGGAAAAUUGAUCAUUUUGUUCUCAUUGAGAAAACGCAGUGCAUAGUAAUAAUACUUAACAGUGCAAAGGAACUUGCCUAUCGUGUAUGCUGAAAAGUGACUGUCACCUUACAGAUCUUUCCAUUUAAACAUGCAUGAUUUUGUCCAGUACUUUGUACAAUGUAUGGUGUACUGAAUACACUUAGGUGUAAUUUUGUGUGUAUUUUUUGUAUGGUAUAAUUAACAUUAUUACAUUUAACUGGUUGUAAUUCACAAAAAGUGCUAUUUAUUGUACUCUGUAGAGUGUUGUGAAUGUUUUUAUCUGUGUUUCAACAUUAUGGUGUAGGGUUUAAUAGAUGAAUAUUUGCCUUCAGUCUCCGCUCAGGUAUUAAUGUGUAGCAAUUUUUGGUGCUUUCUUUUUAAUCUGUCAUAAUCUGAUGUUCUGAAUGUUCAACAAUAAAUUUGGUGGACAAGAA